Messenger RNA from Cryptomeria japonica (Japanese cedar), 1355 nucleotides. Its product is annotated as probable 2-oxoglutarate-dependent dioxygenase AOP1. Gene Ontology annotation, molecular function: dioxygenase activity. The coding region runs from base 153 to 1118 and encodes 321 amino acids. The transcript has 3 exons. The record is from RefSeq and is a predicted model, not a curated record. NCBI's taxonomy places the organism in Eukaryota, Viridiplantae, Streptophyta, Pinopsida, Cupressales, Cupressaceae.
AACAAUUUAAAAAAUAGCAGUUUACGAGUUAUCAUCAUGUCUUAUUCAUUUGCGGUACAGAAACCUAAAGAUACCAUCACCAUCAUAUAAUUCACAACCCUAAUCGAGUUAGGAAACAAAUUUCCUGUCCUUUUUCUCUUGUGAUUCCAAUCAUGUCUCUUCAAACCAGUGUGGAGAGUGCUGAUUUUCCUGUUAUUGAUAUUUCACAGUUUCCCGUUGAAUCUGAUAGUGAAGAUUUGAACCAUCUCCAAGAUCUUGAAUUGAUUGGUAAAGUGAGAGAAGCUUGCAAAGAAUGGGGAUUUUUCUUCGUUGUGAACCACGGAAUUGCAGCAGAUCUUGUGGAAGAUGUCAUGUCUCAAAUCCAGCAAUUAUGUGCAAUGCCUGCUGAAGUUAAAGCAAGAGUCAGCACCACUGCUUACAGAGCUCCUCCACCUUGGAAUUUAAGCUUUGACCUCCCUAACUUGCCUCAUUUAGAUUCAGUUCAAGAAAUGUCUCAGAAAAUAUGGCCUGAAUAUGGAAACCCUAAAUUCUGCGAGAAGAUUGGAACGUACGGCAUCAUGGUGGACGAUCUGUUAAGAAAAAUUUCUAAAAUCAUUCUUGUCAGCUUGGAUUUAGAUAUCAAGACUUUUUAUCAUUCUGCUUUCGAAAAGUGUACAAGCAACAUACGAAUAAAUUCUUACUUGUCGAACGAAAAUUCUAUGGAAGAAGAGAUUCUGCAUUCCCACACAGAUACCGGUUGCCUUACAAUCCUGCACAAUGAUAAUCAGCAGGGCCUCCAGGUCCUAUCCAGACAAGGGAAGUGGCUCGAUGUCAAUCGUUUACCUCAUUCCUUUGUUGUCAAUGUUGGGGAUUCUCUUAAGGCAUGGAGCAAUGGCAGAUUCCACAGUUCAGCGCAUAGAGUUGUUUACAGAGGAUGGAAGCAUCGAAUAUCACUGGCCACUUCUUUCUAUUUUCCACACGAUCACAAGAUUUGGGCUCCAGAGGAGCUUGUGGAUGAACACCACCCACGACUUUACAAGCCUUAUACUUACUCCGAGUACAGGCUAAAUUAUGAUCCUACCAUUCACUCCAAAGAAGCUAACCGCAUUCAGUUCCUUGAUGUAUUUGCAGGUAUAUAAUAUAUAUACUUGUUUGCUCGCUUUAAAUGAAGGCUAUGGACUGUCACCUGCUCCCAUGGGUUCUAUGAUCUGUAGAGAAUCCCAAUGCAUUAGAAACAACUAGAGGAUAAACACUUAAUCCACAUUUUUGUCCUCGAAGUUCAGGAGUUCAAUCAUUUGGCAGGCUUGCUCUUAUAACCAUAGACAAUCCUCUAUAAUAAAUGUUAUUGUAUAAUAAAAACUAUUUGUUUGUUCGUU